Molecule: messenger RNA, 4034 nt
Organism: Culicoides brevitarsis
Lineage: Eukaryota; Metazoa; Arthropoda; Insecta; Diptera; Ceratopogonidae
Gene: corn
Product: myosin-11
Exons: 7
Coding region: 453-3422 (989 amino acids)
Source: RefSeq, a predicted model, not a curated record
UCCACUAACAACACGUAAAACCAAAACAGUUCCCGCUACAUUGCUGCUGUUGUGUUAUUAUUAUCCAAUUAUUACCAAUUAAAUUUGUCCAAUUCAUCAAAUUAUUGCAUUUAAAUCGUAUUUUAAGGUGACAAUUGACUCGGAAAAGGUGAAAAAUCCGCCCAAAGUCGCGUCGAAUGCAGAAAAAAACGCUUAAAAAUCCAAAAAAUUGUUAAAAAAGCAGAAAACAACAGACGAAGAAAUAAUCCAUCUCUGUGCCAAAAGGAAAAAAAGUUAAAAAAUUGAAAGAAAAAAACAAAAAAUGUCACAAAGGUGUGAAGAGGAUUAAUAUUUUACGACAACAACAGCUCAUAAAAUUGAGAAGAGAGAGAUUCCGGAACGAACACAAAAAAUGAUGUAACUCUGUUUAGCGGAAGAAAUUUAAAAGACUUAAGCAAAAAUAAGAUAAAACGAUGGAUUCCAAACAACAAGAUCAAGAUCUCGUCGAUGCCAUGAACAAUCUCCAAAUGUCGGGCAGCGGCGGCACUCUCGACAAAUCUCUUCCCGGAUCGUAUCGCGAAGGAAGCGAUAGCGGCGUCGAAGCUUCCGGCCCCAGUCUCAUGCGCGAACUCAGCAACAACAGCAACGACUAUGCCAGCAGCGGAAUUGGGCAUGCAACUGAUAACGAAACGGGCAAUACAACAACAACAACUACAUCUUGCACUUCGAGUAUGAUAAGUUGCUCUUCGGAUUUCCCCACAGAAGAUACUGUCGUCAACAAAAUCGAAUGCGCGAGCGAAGGAGGCAGCGAAAGUUCAAUUUUACUCGAUUUAGACAAGAAACCUGUGAACGCGAAUGGAACAUUAACUCGACGUCGCUUGAAUUUCAAAGAGGAAAAUCGAAGACACACGAUAACUUCUGGUCCAAAUUUGCUGACUUUGGCUCGAGCACGUUCUCGAGACAAAUCUUCGGCAGCAGCCCAAGUUGAAACAGCGAAAAAACAAGAAACGCCAUCACGAAUGUCGACUUUGACACGAACGACGUCAAUGAAUCGCGCUUGUAGUGCAGUUAGAACGCCCGGAACGCCCACAACUGAAGACGGAAGAUGGCCUUCGACAAUUGGAAGGACAAAUUCUCGCGCAAGUAGCGUCGCUCCUGUGUCAAUGUCGUCUUCCGCUGGUAUGUCAACCCUUCCGAGACGACGUCGCGUGGAUGGCGAAGAGCGUUCGAGCAUUUCUCGCAGCAGCAGUAUCUCCCGAGAUCCCAUGAGUAUCUCAAUGACAGGCAGAAUUCCGCAAAAAGCGCCGAGUUUUCGUGCCGGAAAGUCGUCGAGAACGAAAAUUUAUCAUGAGACUGGAAUGCAAACCGCUAUCACGGGCGAAGAUUUGGAACGGGCAGUUGCCAAAGGCACAAAACUCGACGUUGACAUCGAAAAAAAUGCCGUCGAGACGAAGACCAAAGAGACCCAAGCCGACAUUCGUGACAGAGAAAUGGAAAAACUCGAAGCCAAGUUGCGUGACGUGCAACGAGAAAACGAGAUAAAGACUUUACGGAUUCAGGAGUUGGAGCAACAAGUAGCCAAAGACACGGAAAUUCGUCAAUUACUCGACAAGCAAAAUCAGGAGCACUCGAGUAAGCUUCUUGCGAUUAUGGAACCAUAUCAAACGUCGAAUUCGAGUCAGUCGGGCGACGAAACGAUGUCUUACGGCGAUAUUUUGGUCGUUCUCGAGAUGCAACUCAAAUCCAACGAAAAAAUCAUCCGAAAACAACAAGAAGAAGUCAAACGCUUGCAAAAUACGUGCUGCGCUCUUCAUCAAGACCUCGAAAAAUCCUUCGCUGUUCAACAAAAUCUCGUCAAACAAAAACGCGAACUCGAAGAAGAAUCAACCGAACUUCACGAAUUCUUGCAAGCGGAAAAACUCGCCUUUGUUGAUGCCCUAAAAGAGUCGGAAAACGAAGUCAGCAGCAUCCGGGAUGAAUUGACGCGUAAAACGACAGAAUUGGAAAAGCAGCAGGAGGAAGUCAGACAUCUUGUGCGAGUCAAUGAGCAACGGAGGCAAGAGCUGAUCGGGAUGCAAGCCAAACUUUGCGGUUUAGAGAAUCGCAGUAAGGAUCUUUUGUGUCAACAAGGCACUGCAGUGUCAGAUGCUUCGUGCGCUUUGGCUGAUUUGAGUGCCCGAUUGGAGAAUUUGGUAGAAUCUUUGUUGAAAUCGUAUGAAAUCUCGGAGCAGGAACUCGGAGAAUUUGCAGGAAAUGACGUUCAAAUGAACACGGAGUCGCCGUGUGUUUCGCCGACGCAGCAGAGAAACCAAAGUUUUCUUACGGCAGUUGUUAAUGCGAUUAAAAGUGCAGCGACGAGUGCGAGACAGAGUGUUCAAAGUAAACACACGAAUGGAAAUGAUGACAAAUCCGACUCCACAGAGAUGCUUGACUCCGAAACGGAGCCCUGCUUAAUGAUGGAAAACGUUUUGGAAGAUGUUCACGUGCCGGAUUCGCACUCGCAAAAUCUAGUCUCGACAAGUCAAAUCAUGUUAUCGCACAUUGAGAUGCCGCCCGACAUGUAUCGCCAAGACGACUCCUUGAACAAUCUCUCGGAAGCCAUUGCGAAUCGUCAACAACUCGAACUUAACGAGUUGGCAAACAGUAUUCGGCCUGCAAUUGACGACUUGAGUCCCGUUUCGAACGAAUCUUUGUUGGAUCAACCGUCAAUUAGCGAAUUUUGUACCGCACAUGCACUUGUUGAUCAAGUCUUGGAGAUUGAUUGUCUCGUCACGAAACUCCUGAAGGUAUUGCGGAUCGUUCAAAUGAACAGCGAUUGCUGGAUUCAAGAGCUUUUAGUUGAAAAGGAAAAGUAUGAAAAAACGGAAAAAAGUACACGAAUGGAGGAGUUGGAAGAAGAAAAUGCGACAAUUAAGAAGGAGUUGAAAGAAGUUUCGUCUCAAUUGCUUCAAAAAAAUACGGAUUUAGUCAAUUCCAAGUUUGAGCUUCAACGACAUCGAUUGGAAAUUGACAAACUCAACCAAGACAUUUGCAACUUGAGCACCCUUUGCAGCAGUCAAAAAUCGGGCAAAACUGAUGCCAAAGCGGAAGAUACUACUCAUCCCACGGACCUGCCCGAUUGGAAAAAGGCAAUUCUCGAAGCCAAACGUCAAUACGAAGCCAUCGAUCACGCAUUGGAGAUCCUGAAUUCCGUACAAAGUGUCGUCGAACAAUGUCCCGCCCUGAAAUCGUUGCAACAAAAUUUAGAAGCAACCAAUUUCGAGGCAGCUACAUCUUUGCCGCUGUUAAAUGCAGUCUUAGUGGCUUCUGUUAACAACGGAAAUUACUGCAACGAUACAAACGGAAACGCGAAUGGAGGCAAUGUCACGCCCGAAAACGGAAAUUCCGUCACAAAACUUCAACUUAGUCCUGUACAUGAUCAAGCGAUCGACUCAACGGCUUAAAAAAAAUUUUCUCUCUUUAGAUUUUAAGAAUUUUUCACCUCGGUUGUGUUUCCUAAGUAUUUUCCCGCGAUUUUUUUUUUCAAAAAAAUUAUCAAAGACACUCGUUGUUGUUCCAUUUACACAAAAAAUUCAGUAAUAUUUACUGAGCACUGAUUUACAAAAAUUUUUUUUUUCAUCCAAGGCACGUUCGAAGUGCUUGACAUUGAUAUUAUUAAAAAUUUUUCGUUUAAAAUUAAGUUUAAAAAAAUUAAGAUUUAGAUUUUAAGACUCAAAUUUUCAUCCCUCCUACUUUUUCUUGCCGAUUCCUUCCCAGUUUCUUGCCUACUUAAUAAAAAAAAUUAAAAAUUAGCAAAGACAAAAUGAAAGACUUGAAAAGCGAGCAAGGAACGAUCGUUAGAAUUAAAAAAAUAUCAAUUUACGUCCAAAAAUUUGUUCAUUUAUGAAAAAUUAUGCUGAAGCUGUAAAUUUUUGGGCUUUAAAAAAAAUUAAAAUUGUUCAGUAGGUAGCGAAUUUUGUUAAAAAGAGAAGGAAAAAUGAUAUUUUUCAAAUUAAUUGACUUUUAAUAUUAUCGACCAUUAAAAAUAAAAAUAAAUAAAAAAAAAAAUGAAGAGA